CUCCAAGUUCCCCCAGUGCGCCGCCAUGUUGUCGGAGUGAGAGACAGCGGUAGAGAGACGGCUCCGGGGGCUGAGAGAAACAUCGACCCAAUCCGACUCCAUCCUCCCGCUCCGCCCGUGUUGGUGGAAUGAGCGUUGCAUGUGUCUUGAAGAGGAAAACAGUUCUCUGGCAGGACUCCUUCAGCCCCCACCUCAAACAGUAUCAAGAAGGCACACUUAACCACAACAUGCCCGUGGUCCUCACCACUGGACCGGUGGGCCAACAGCAGCCACCACCCCCUAACCAUUCUAACCUAGCCACUGGCCCCCAUGCAAGCCCUGUGGGUAGUGCAAUGGGAGUGGCUGGCCGUUCGCAGGAUGAUGCGAUGGUAGAUUAUUUUUUCCAAAGGCAACACGGAGAGCAACUUGGGAGCGGUGGCAGUGGAGGAGGUGGAUACAACAAUAGCAAGCACCGCUGGCCCACUGGAGACAACAUCCAUGCUGAGCAUCAAGUGCGCUCAAUGGAUGAAUUAAAUCAUGAUUUUCAAGCUCUUGCUCUGGAAGGGCGAGCUAUGGGUGAACAACUGUUGCCUGGCAAAAAGUUUUGGGAGAGUGAUGACUCCAAUAAAGAUGCACCAAAGGGCAUUUUCCUGUCUGACCAGUGGCGUGACAGUGCGUGGGGUGCAUCAGACCAUUCGGUUUCCCAGCCCAUCAUGGUCCAGAGGCGGCCAGGCCAAGGAUUCCACGUCGGCAGUGAGGUGAACUCUGUUCUCUCCCCUCGUUCCGAGAGCGGUGGCUUGGGAGUCAGCAUGGUGGAGUAUGUGCUCAGCUCUUCUCCCGGAGACUCCUGCCUGAGGAAAGGAGGAUUCGUAAGUGCCUCUCCCUUAAUACAAACAAGGGGGGGAGCCCUUCGAUUGCCAAGAUAUAGAAAAAUGCAGGGUCCAAGGGAUUCAGAAGGAGAUGAGAAUGACAAGGGUGACAAGAAAAACAAAGGUGUCUAUGAAGGGGACAAGCUGGGAGAUCUUAAAGAAGAAGGGGAUAGUAUGGACAAAGCCAAUGGGCUACCCGUCCAGAAUGGUAUAGAUGCCGAUGUGAAAGAUUUCAGUCGUACCCCAGGAAACUGCCAGAACUCUGCAAAUGAGGUGGACCUUCUUGGGCCGAACCAAAAUGGUUCAGAAGGUCUUGCCCAGCUUUCCAACAGUAAUGGAACAAAACCAGUGGAGGAUUUUAGUAGCAUGGAGUCUCAGAGUGUACAGCUGGACCCUAUGGAGCAUGUUGGUAUGGAACCCCUACAGUUUGAUUACCAAGGCAACCAAGUGCCUGUGGAUUCGGGGGCUACCCCUGUAGGCCUUUUCGACUACAAUUCUCAGCAGCAGUUGUUCCAAAGACCGAAUGCCCUGGCAGUUCAGCAGCUGACAGCUGCGCAACAACAACAGUACGCCCUAGCAGCAGCACAUCAACCGCACAUAGGUAUGUUUUCAGCAGGUUUAGCUCCAGCUGCCUUCGUCCCAAAUCCCUACAUCAUCAGUGCUGCACCUCCUGGGACAGACCCAUAUGCUGCAGGUCUUGCUGCAGCGGCAACACUUGGUCCAGCAGUUGUCCCUCACCAGUACUACGGUGUGACCCCGUGGGGAGUUUACCCAGCCAACCUCUUCCAGCAACAGGCGGCAGCUGCUGCAGCAGCCAGCAACUCUGCUUCUCAGCAAAACAACCCCCAGAACCAGCAGGGGCAGCAGCAGGUUCUACGUGCUGGGGGGAGCCAGCGACCACUAACUCCGAACCAGAGCCAGCAAGGUCAACAAAACGACCAGCUGGUAGCUGCAGCAGCCGUAAACUCUGCACUUGCCUUUGGACAAGGACUCGCUGCUGGCAUGCCAGGUUACCCUAUGCUGGCUCCUGCUGCUUACUAUGACCAAACAGGGGCCCUUGUUGUGAACACUGGUGCUAGAAACGGACUGGGGGGUCCUGUCAGACUUGUAGCCCCUGCGCCCGUUAUAAUUAGCCCGUCUGCAGCUCAAGCAGCUGUUGCAGCUGCCGCCUCAGCCAAUGGUCCAGGGGGCACUAACAAUGGACCUUUUCGACAGUUGAGUUCCCAGCAACCACAGGGGCAGCCACAGCCACAAGGAAAUCAGAAUCUGGCAUCAAGCUCCUUCUACGGCAACAACUCAUUGACCAACAAUUCCCAAAGCAGCUCUUUGUUCUCCCAGAGCUCCGGCCAGCCAGCAAACAGUUCAUUAGGGUUUGGCAGUAGUGGUUCUUUGGGUGCCACACUCAGUUCGGCUCUUGGCGGCUUUGGGACUGCAGUUGCCAAUUCCAACAGUGGUAGCGGAUCUCGGCGUGAUUCCUUGACAGGCAGCAGUGAUCUGUACAAGAGGACUUCCAGUAGCUUGACUCCUAUUGGUCACAGCUUCUACAAUGGCCUUGGCUUCUCUUCCUCCCCAGGCCCAGUGGGUAUGCCCUUACCCAGCCAAGGGCCUAGUCACUCCCAAACACCACCACCUUCACUGUCCUCCCAUGGUUCGUCCUCCAGUCUUAACCUUGGGGGCUUAACGAAUGGCAGUGGGCGCUAUAUCUCUGCUGCACCGGGGGCCGAGGCAAAGUAUCGCAGCGCCAGUAGUGCAUCAAGCUUGUUUAGUCCGAGCAACACUCUCUUUCCAUCCACUCGCCUUCGCUAUGGCAUGUCUGAUGUAAUGCCUUCAGGUCGAAGCAGAUUGCUCGAGGACUUUCGUAACAACCGUUACCCCAACCUUCAGCUACGUGAAAUUGCUGGCCAUAUUAUGGAAUUUUCUCAAGACCAGCAUGGCUCCAGGUUUAUUCAACUAAAGCUGGAACGGGCAACUCCGGCGGAGAGGCAGCUGGUUUUCAACGAGAUCUUGCAGGCAGCCUACCAGCUCAUGGUUGAUGUUUUUGGGAACUACGUUAUACAGAAAUUUUUUGAGUUUGGCAGCCUAGACCAAAAGCUGGCCCUAGCAGAGCGGAUUCGUGGGCAUGUACUUUCUCUGGCAUUGCAGAUGUACGGGUGUCGAGUGAUUCAAAAGGCACUUGAGUUCAUCCCACCUGAUCAACAGGUCAUUAAUGAGAUGGUCCGGGAGCUGGAUGGUCACGUUCUGAAAUGUGUGAAGGACCAGAACGGGAAUCACGUGGUACAGAAAUGCAUAGAAUGUGUACAGCCUCAGUCUCUGCAGUUCAUCAUUGAUGCCUUCAAGAGCCAGGUGUUUGCCCUCUCUACACACCCGUAUGGGUGUCGAGUCAUCCAGCGGAUCCUGGAACACUGCCUUCCAGAGCAGACACUGCCUAUUUUGGAGGAGUUACACCAGCAUACCGAACAGCUUGUACAGGAUCAGUACGGGAACUAUGUCAUUCAGCAUGUUUUGGAACAUGGCCGACCAGAAGACAAGAGUAAAAUUGUUGCUGAGAUUCGGGGUAAUGUUCUGGUUCUGAGCCAGCACAAAUUUGCCAGUAAUGUUGUGGAGAAGUGCGUGACCCAUGCAUCUCGCACAGAGCGAGCUAUGCUGAUAGAUGAGGUUUGCACAAUGAAUGAUGGGCCUCACAGUGCCUUAUACACCAUGAUGAAGGACCAGUAUGCCAACUAUGUAGUACAGAAAAUGAUCGAUGUGGCAGAACCUGCUCAGCGCAAGAUUGUUAUGCACAAGAUCCGACCACACAUCGCUACGCUACGCAAAUAUACCUAUGGCAAACACAUCCUUGCCAAGUUGGAGAAGUACUACAUGAAGAACGGCAUGGAUCUGGGUCCAAUGUGUGGGCCAUCGAAUGGAAUCAUCUAGAGAUCUUCCUGUAACCACUGUAUCUCCCCUCUUUGCCCACCAUGUGGGAGAUCCAGGAUGUAGCUCUGACAUUCAAUCUCUGUAAAUGUCUUUAAUUUUAUUACACCCAACAUUUUUUUGUUUUAAAGAUCAACUUAACCCCACCAUAUUUCUGUAUAGAAUUACCUGUACAUAUCUUGUACAUGCCCUACCCUUUGCUGAACGCAUACGCUCGUUAGUGUGUGCCCUCAAAGCCCUUGUGAAUAAAUUUGCUUGCUACAAAGUCCAGAAGGUUAAUGAAUUUUUAAGCGAAAAAACAUUUUCCCUCCCUUAGUUUAUUUUUAAACAUAUGUUUGACCAGAGUUCUCCAUUUCUCUCUGUACGUAUCUAUACAUGAAUUUUUGUUUAUUCUUUGAGCAGAUUCUGUUUUAUUGUGCGGAAAUUGGGAAGAAUUAGGCAGAUGUAAGACUGCCAUUUUUACGACUGUAAUUUUGAUUUCAAAGGAGAUUUACUUUAGCAUGUCCACCUUAAUUCUAACCCCCUGUACCCUUUUUUUUCGCUUUGUAUAAAUAUGUAGUGUAUACUUGAUAUAGAUAUUUGCAUAUAUAUAAAACUUUGUAGUAUUUUCUUUUAGUUUUUUUGAUGUUAAAUACAGAUGUAUCCUGCAGUUAGUGGACAUAAACCCUUUUGACUGUAAAAUUGUACAUUUGUAAAACCUCAGUAAUGUAAAUGUGAGUUUGAAAAUUGACAUAACCCCCUUCCUUUUUGGUAAGAGAUACGAAAUGUCAAAAAACGAAAAGAAAAAAAAAAACAACAAAAAAAAAAACUUUAGGCCAAACUGUGCAUUUCCAGGAUUCUUCUGCAGAUACAUUGGUUGUGAUGUUGUAAAUUGUAAAUUGUAAUUUCAGCUGGACAAGACAAAACAAGUUUUUUUUUCUUUCUCUUUUUAGUUUGUGCUUCAAAUCUAUUUUAUUUCCUUUAAUGAAUUGGAUAAUUGUUAAUGAAUUUGCUCCUGAUUAGCACAGAAAUCUUUUAAAUUUAGCUGACCGCGAUUUAGCGGCUGAUUCUAGGAAAUCACGCAGCCCUCUAUACAACUGGAGAUCCCGUUAGUUAUUUCUUCCUGUACAGAUGAUGAUGUUUUUGUUUUGCAUUGUCUCACUUGUAAGUUGCUGUAACAUAUUGUCCACCUUAUUCUUUCUUGUUUGAAUAUACAAAUGUAAUAGUUAAACGGUGUAUAUUUACAACAGACAUAAGAGACCCCCUUUUUGUGUAUAUUACAAACGCAAUUUUUUCCAAGCACACUUGUUUAACCGUAUGUGUAUAAUUAAGAAUCCCCUUUUCCAUUGCCAAAUGAUAUAGUCAGAGGGCAAUGGGAAAGGGGCAUAUCGGCCCUGUGGAUGCUUCUGAUUUAGCAAUUAUUUUUUGUACUUUGUGUAGAAUGUCUAUAAACGAUGUGUGAUCUUUAUUUUGAAAAUUACAGAACUUUGGAAUCUC
This is a messenger RNA of Spea bombifrons (plains spadefoot toad), 5237 nucleotides long. RefSeq names its product pumilio RNA binding family member 1 (gene PUM1). The transcript has 22 exons. Gene Ontology annotation, biological process: regulation of mRNA stability; miRNA processing. NCBI's taxonomy places the organism in Eukaryota, Metazoa, Chordata, Amphibia, Anura, Pelobatidae. Bases 129 to 3764 code for a protein of 1211 amino acids. Gene Ontology annotation, molecular function: mRNA 3'-UTR binding. The record is from RefSeq and is a predicted model, not a curated record. Gene Ontology annotation, cellular component: cytoplasm; cytosol.